AUGUCAACAGAGCAGGAGCGAAAGGCCGCGCUAAGCAAGCGCUUCUCGGUUAAAAUGUGCAAGAGCGUUUCAAGAAUUUUAGGAUCCGAAUCGGCCACCGUGCUACCGCUACCUACAGAGUACCGUACUUCCUUCACCAACAAACAGGAUCUCCCUCCCGAACCACCCCCAUCCCUUCAUGCGCAGACUCUCCAGACCCAUAUCUCGACUCGCCAAGCCCGCCCCGCUCAUUACAGAUUCACCGACCCGGAUCUCCUCGCCGACGAAGCCGUAUCGGUCCCGGCAUCGAACCCGGAGUCACCUGAUCAUGGACGACGCGAGACAGAGCAUGACCAUGAUACGCACGCGAUCCCGCCACAGGCCGUGUGUGAUCUGUACAAGAGGUACCAGCGCAUGGACGACGCGGCCGUGGAUGGAGAUCUCGACGUCGUCGAUUUUCAACGCGGCUUGACGGAGGCGCAGAGGGAGAAACUGGUUCCCGUCGACACGGUCCCGUCAGAGCUGAUCGCGGCGGCGAGGAAGGCCUUUCGUGGGGCGUGUCGAGAGGAAAACGCGGGUCCGGUCGCGGACGAGAUGGCCGACGCAGACCCGGCGCCGUGUACCAUCUACGAGCACAAAGAUUUCCCCGGCCUCCGCAUUUUCCCCUCCCUGCUCCCGCCCGAAUGCCAGUACCUCAUGCUGUCUUCCAUCCUGCACCGAGACCUCUCCAACCCCUUGCACGCCACCAACCUCUCCUCCUCCUACCGCAUCCCCUCUCCGCCCCCGCCCCCAGGCUCGGCAUCUGGUUCUGAAUCUGCAUCGGCCUCGGACCACGACUCUUUCUUCAGCUACCCCCGGCACUCCAAAAACCACGUCUACGCACCCCUCGACCCCUCCUCCCCCCUCAAACCCCUCAACACGACGCAGUUCCUCGUCAAGAAGCUGCGCUGGCUGACGCUCGGCUCGCAGUACGACUGGGCGACGCGCGCCUACCCGCCGACAUCCCCGACGCCCUUCCCGCCCGACGUGGCGGCGCUGGUGACGACGCUGUUCCAGGCGAGCUUCACCCCCGAGUCGGGUGUUGUGCUGCUCUACUCGCCCAAGGAUUUCAUGCCCGUGCACCGCGACGUGUCCGAGGCGUGCUCCAAGGGCCUCGCGAGCUUCAGCCUGGGCUGCGACGGCCUCUUUGUCGUCUCGCGGGACGUCGAGGGGGAGGGGGCGGGGCCGGUGGAGGCGGAGGUGGAGGCGGAAGGGGAGCGGGAGGCGGGUGAGGGCGACCCGGAGCGGCCGAUGCAGAUGUGUGUGCUGCGGCUGCGCAGCGGGGACUGCGUGUGGAUGGACGGCGCGGCGCGCUGGUGUUGGCAUGCCAUGCCCAAGGUCCUGGCGGGCACGUGUCCGGAGUUCUUGGCCGAUUGGCCAGCGGCUGGGCCCGGGGAUGGGGAAGGGGUGGGUGUGGGGAGGAGGAAGGUGUUUGAGCCGUGGAGGGGGUACAUGAGAAGCAAGAGGAUCUGGCUCGACAUUCGUUGCUGCAACAUCCCCUCAAGCUCCCUCUAUCGCUCCCCUCUCUAUACCCCUCCUACGAACCCCCUCUUUCCCAGUUCGAUCUGCGCCCCUCCGGUCAGCGACACUUCGGUAAGCGAGGAGGACUUGUCCCAAACCCAUCUCCGCUUACAAAACACCCGCCAAGCGACCCCUCCCCAGGUCUUCCACGCGUUUGCAACCAUGCGGCGCCUGGAUCUGCGGAGGCUGUGGUGGUGCGAGAAACGCCUGGGAGGGGGACCACAGCCACCACCAGCGUACGACUUGGCGCGACCAGAACACCACCUCACCUCAACUUUCCUUGUUGACUUCCACCCGUAUGAGACGCGGUCGGUCAUCGGUAUGGUGAAGCAGCAGGAGAUGAGUAUGCCCGUAUGA
Messenger RNA from Drepanopeziza brunnea f. sp. 'multigermtubi' MB_m1, 1896 nucleotides. The record is from RefSeq and is a predicted model, not a curated record. Lineage: Eukaryota; Fungi; Ascomycota; Leotiomycetes; Helotiales; Drepanopezizaceae.